AUGGCUGCCGGAGACCGGUCUGAAGAAGCUCCCGUCCCUGUUCAAGACGCAUCGUCGCAACCGCCACCCUCUCCGGAGGAACCCUACAGCAUAUUCGACAAGCGGCAAAAGGCUCUGAUUGUGCUUCUUGUCUCGACGGCUGCAACUUUCUCCGGAUUUGCUUCAAACAUCUACUUCCCCGCGCUACCUACCAUUGCUCAUGAUCUGAAUGUAUCAGUCGAGCUGGUGAAUCUCACAGUGACUUCCUACCUUAUCUUCCAAGGCUUAGCCCCCAGUCUCUGGGGCCCCAUCUCCGAUGUUAAAGGUCGCCGAGUUGCAUACUUUUGCACUUUCGUCGUGUUCCUCGGCGCAUGCGUCGGCCUGGCAGAGACAAAGAACUAUGCAACCCUAAUAGUUCUACGGUGCUUGCAAAGCACUGGCAGUGCAAGCACCAUUGCAAUUGGCUCAGGCGUGAUUGGUGAUAUCACCACUCGCGCUGAGCGUGGCGGCUUCAUGGGCAUCUUCCAAGCCGGGCUUCUCAUGCCUGUCGCUGUCGGCCCAGUCAUUGGAGGUGCUCUAGCUGGAUCCUUGGGCUGGAGGGCAAUCUUCUGGUUCCUCGCAAUUUACAGCGGCGUCUUUCUGCUCCUACUGGUCCUCCUGCUUCCCGAAACGCUGAGGUCAAUCGUUGCAAACGGUGGCCGGGUGCCAUCAAGCCCUCUGGCCAAAUACCCUCUGCUCGUCUACCAAAACCUCACCAAGAUUCAAUGGAAUCCAGAAGCAGGCCCGCCAGAGCCAGCGGCAAAGAAACACAUCGACGUCACCGGCCCGUUCCGAAUCCUCAUCAGCAAGCACGCCGCGCCCAUCAUCGUCUUCCUCGCCAUCUACUAUGCCGUCUGGCAAAUGAGCAUCACCGCCAUGUCCUCCCUCUUCGACCAGCGCUACGGCCUCACCGAAACCGAGAUUGGCCUGACCUUCAUCGCCAACGGCGCCGGCUCCAUGAUCGGCACGCUCGUGACCGGCAAGAUCCUCGACGUCGAUUACCGACACGUCAGGGCCAGGCACGAGGCUCGCCGCAUGUCGUCAUCGUCGUCGUCGACGUCCUCCCAGCCCGAUGCCGAGACGGGCGAGCGCCUCGAGGAUCCCCAAGCCCGCCACCAGCACCAGCCCCAGCACCAACCCCCCGCUGCCGCCGCUGUCGAUAACGACGAAAGCGACUUCCCGAUCGAGAAGGCGCGCCUCCGGCUCGUGCCCGUCUUCUCGGUGAUCCAAUGCGCGUCGAUCCUGCUCUUUGGCUGGACCGUCCAGUACUCGGGCCGCGUGCACAUUGCGGUGCCGAUCGUGUCGACCUUUGUCACCGGCUGGACGGCCGUGUCGACGCAGUCGGUCAUCAUGACUUACCUUGUCGACGUCUUCUCGGACCGCAGCGCUGCGGCGAGUGCGAGUUUGAAUCUUGCGAGGUGCUUGUUCGCGGCUGGUGGGACGAGCUUCGUGAUGCCGAUGGUGAAUGGAAUAGGGGUUGGGCUCGCAUUCACUGUGUGUGCGAUUGUGCAAGGGGUGGCGUUGUUGGGCGUCGCGGUACAAUGGAGGUUUGGUGCUGCGUGGAGGAGGGAGGCGGAGAGGGAGAAGAGACAAGAAAAGUAG
Diplodia corticola is the source of this 1620-nucleotide messenger RNA. Its product is annotated as mfs multidrug transporter. Gene Ontology annotation, molecular function: transmembrane transporter activity. Lineage: Eukaryota; Fungi; Ascomycota; Dothideomycetes; Botryosphaeriales; Botryosphaeriaceae. Bases 1 to 1620 code for a protein of 539 amino acids. The record is from RefSeq and is a predicted model, not a curated record. The transcript is spliced from 2 exons. Gene Ontology annotation, biological process: transmembrane transport.